Messenger RNA from Copidosoma floridanum, 1599 nucleotides. RefSeq names its product zinc finger protein OZF-like. The record is from RefSeq and is a predicted model, not a curated record. Lineage: Eukaryota; Metazoa; Arthropoda; Insecta; Hymenoptera; Encyrtidae.
AUGGAGCACAUGAACACCCAUUCUGAUGAAAAGCCCUUCAGCUGCUUCAGAUGUUCGGAAACUUUUUCCAAAAAAUUCAGCCUUGCGAUACACGAGUUAACUCAUUCUGAUGAGAGACUCUUCAGCUGCUCGAGGUGUCCGAAAACAUUUCAACGUAAAGACUAUCUAAUGGAGCACAUGAACACCCAUUCUGAUGAAAAGCCCUUCAGCUGUUCGAGGUGUUCUGAAGCUUUUUCCAAAAAAUUCCGUCUUGCGAUACACGAGUUGACUCAUACUGAUGAGAAGCUCUUCACCUGCACCGUGUGCUCGAAAACUUUCACCCGCAAAGGCAGUCUUAUUGUACACAUGCAAGCACAUACCGGUGAGAAGCCUUUUCUUUGUACGGUGUGUUCAAUAGCUUUUACACUAAAAAAGAAUCUCAGGAGACACGAGCUGAUGCAUACUAGCGAAAGCUCUUUCAACUGCACCGUGUGUUCCAAGACGUUUCGACGUAAAGACUAUCUCACGGAUCACAUGAAAACCCAUUCUAAUGAGAGGGCCUACAGCUGCACAGUAUGUGAGAAAACAUUUCAACGUAAAGACUAUCUCACGGAUCACAUGAAAACCCAUUCUAAUGAGAGGGCCUACAGCUGCACAGACUGUGAGAAAACAUUUCGACGUAGAGAGCAUCUUACGAGACAUAAGAAAACCCAUACCGAUGAUAGGCCCUACAGCUGCUCGAGUUGCUCCAAAACAUUUCGACGUAGAGAGUAUCUCACGAAACAUGAGGCAACCCAUACCGAUGAGGGGCCCUCCACCUGUUCGGUAUGUUCUAAGUCUUACAAAUGUAAAACAAGUUUUAAGAAACACAUGAAAAUCCACGAAGAGGAGACUUCCCGACGCAUCACCGAUGAGUCCCCAUCAACUUUCGUCCAUGGCAAUGCAGUUGGUCUCGAAAAACAUGUCGAAGCCCCUCAUCGACGUACCCACGACAACAGACUAUGUCCACGAACCUUCAACCGAGAAGAUCAACUCUCAGUGCAUGUGGACAAUGAACACCCAUACGAGUGUCAACCAGUUUGUGGAUACGAGGAAUUGACGAGACGCAAGGACCAAGUUCGGAAUGAGAUGGUCGAAUCCCUUCAACGCACCCACGAUUGCAGACUAUGUCCACGAACCUUCAGACAUGAAGAUCAACUCUCAGUGCAUGUGGACAAUGAACACCCAUACGAGUGCCAACCAGUUUGUGGAUACGAGGAAUUGACGAGACGCAAGGACAAAGUUUGGAAUGAGAUGGUCGAAUCCCUUCAACGCACCCACGAUUGCAGACUAUGUCCACGAACCUUCAGACAUGAAGAUCAACUCUCAGUGCAUGUGGACAAUGAAUACCCAUACGAGUGCCAACCGGUUUGUAGAUACGAGGAAUUGACGAGACGCAAGGACCAAGUUCGGAAUGAGAUGGUCGAAUACCCCCACAACUGCAGACUAUGUCCACGAACCUUCAGACAUAAAGAUCAACUCUCAGUGCAUGUGGACAAUGAACACCCAUACGCCUGCCAACCAGUUUGUGGAUGCGUGGAGUGGAUGAAGAGAAAAUGCCAUAGCCAUGGUAAACGUUAA